AUGGAGCUCCAACUUCCCGGCUUCCACCACUUCUGUCCAACACAAACUCAGCUCAUUUACCACCGCCGAAAGCAUCCUGUUCCUCAAAUGCCGCCUACGCGUAGCCGACCUGCCGGCAAUGUCAAUCUUCCCUCCGACCCCACCUGUCAGGCCCCUGCAAACGGCGACGCCAAUAUGGAAAAUGCCGACACUGUCUUGGCUGGUCUUGAAGAGCCCGACCAAAAUGACAUUGUGCUGAUCUAUACUGGCCGUCACAUGUGGUCCAGCAUUCGACCCUCCGAACCUGGUGAGCUGUCACCUCCCCUUGUUGCCUAUGAGGAGCUUCCCUUCCCCAAGGGCGACCGAGCCAAGCUGCCCCCCCUCAUCAACCGCGAAGAGGACAUUGCUCGUGGAUCCUUUCGCCUUCAAGUUCGCCGCUUUCUUGUCGCCCAGAACGUCGCCAAGACCGACAGCUCAGUCAACUUCCGCGUGGGGUUGGCAGAGGUGGUUUCGUGGAAAUCACCGUUGACUCUAGUACUCCCACCGCCCUUGCUCAAGUCAAUCUGGUUUUCAGUGGCACCCCUGCAACGCCUUUUUGUCGGUCCGGCACUCCCCAAAGCCGCAAUGGUCGUCGAGGUUCUUGGCGUUCCUGCCUCGAAUGCUAAAAACGAAACAGCUCGCUACAUUUCGCUGCGCCUCCAGCCCUUUGUUAAUGUACACGACGUCUGGGUCGCUCAAAUCCCUUGUGCUAAUAACCCCACCCCUCUUGAAAGCACCAACCGUAUGGCGGUUCUCGCUUCCUCAACUGCUGGCAAAGACGGUGGCGUUGACCCCAACAGCGUCCACGCCAUCCCCGGUUAUAUCAAGGCCGCCUUCCUUGGUGCACCACUUGCCGUUCUGCCGCCCGCCAAUACCACACUUUCGACAACUGUCCUCGCCGUCUUUGCUUCAACUGCCGCGACGGUCGCUGACCCCGUGUCAGCGCAGCAAGCCCAAGGAGAGAGUCGUGGUGCCAACAAUCUCAACUAUGGGUCGCAGAUAUGCGACUUUCCUCGCCUCACUCCCUUCCACAACGCAACCCCUUCACUUCCCUUCACCAUCCCAUCCGACCAACUGCGCACCAAACUGUGCUUGGCAAAGACACCGGCAUUCUCCUUCGCAAUACAACCUGGCAAAUUGAAGACACCGACAUUCAUGACUAUUUUGCCUCGUGUCCGCAUUCCUGAUGGGGCUCCUGCACUCAGUGAUUCCAUUCACAUGCUUCACAUUUGGAGCAUACAUGUGCCUCUUCAGCACGACGCUCACCAACGGUUUGGGAGUGAAGAUCUCCCUCAACUCUCUCGUCUUGAUGCCUCUUCACUUGACAGUCGCACGGCCGCCAUUGUUGGCGCAGACUGGAAUGCGGUCGAUUCGCGAGUGUUAGAUGUUUUCCCCUCGACGUCGUCAGCAAAGCAAAUGCCUUAUGGACUGCUCCAUCAAGCUGGCCUUGUGGAUGCCUUUCGCACCCUCCACCCCACAGCCUCCGGCUUCACUCGCGAUACCAAGAUCCUCAAUCGCAUUGUUUCUGCCGGUCGCAUCGAUGGCAUUUCCAUUACUUCCAACCUCGUUCCUCACCUUAAAUCUGUCACAACUCGUCCCAGUCUGUCAGGCCACAGCAUCGUUUCAAUCCGUCUUGGCACCAGCGGAUCUCGAAUCGAAUUAGGUCCGCGAACAUGGCGUCUUCAUGGUGAUGCCCAUCUACAACAUAGGUUCUCCCUGCGGAUCCAACAAUUUGCAAACCAGCUGCCACCAAACAUUAAUCACGCUCCAGUUCCCUCCUUCUUUGCGUUUAUUGAACGUCUUCGGACCACUACAGCUGCAAUCUCGACGUCGCUUAGCCAAGCUAGGCAACGGAGUGAUGCACAGCGUCAUCAACUUUUCCAGCAAUUGACUUCCCUUGACAUACGGCGAGGCGAUGACACGCGUGCUCUAUUCCUCCAUCUGCUUGCUCACCUACGGCAGCUUGACACUGUCCAUGUGCAGAAGUCAGUGUCGGACUGCAACCGCCUACACGAAAUCAACAUGUUCCGUCCAACAGCCUGGGUCAUCCCACGCCUUGAAAGUCGCAGCUUCACAGCCACACCAGAAUUUGUUGACAAUCAAGACGCUCAUUCGACGCCUGCAGCGAAACUGCUUGCUAUUUGCCGGUUCUAUACCACCCUCUUCACGCCGAAACCUCGCAGUACCAUCACCGAGGAGGCUGCUUCGAUCUUGCUCGGAUCGGUCCAACGUCGCAUCAAAUCGACUACUCGCCACACUAUUGAAGCAGCAUUCACUGUCGAAGAGCUGAAGGCUGUCCUUGCGCGCUCGCCUGAAUCAUCAGCGCCUGGAUUGGAUGGCCUCACCUAUCCACUUCUUCAGGCAACCAGUGACAUCUUCUUGCAGCGGCUUUGCGCUCUGGGAAAUGCUCUUUUGCGAGGCCACCACCUGUCAGAAGCCGCCGCCUUCCGCAUCCUGGGCGGCGCGGUAUCGAACCGCCUUCAACCUGCUGCGGCCAAAGUGGUACAUACAGCACAAACCGGUUUCAUUGUUGGCCGUUCUUCCUCAACCAAUGUAAUAACCCUCACUCUUCCCCAGCACGCUGUCAAAACAAAUCACAUUGCUGGCCCACUUUGGAUCCUCAAUCUCGACCAACAGAAGGCGUAUGACCGCCCUACGGCUUUGGUCCUCGCUUUCUGA
Messenger RNA from Ustilago hordei, 2697 nucleotides. RefSeq lists its product as uncharacterized. The coding region runs from base 1 to 2697 and encodes 898 amino acids. The record is from RefSeq and is a predicted model, not a curated record. Lineage: Eukaryota; Fungi; Basidiomycota; Ustilaginomycetes; Ustilaginales; Ustilaginaceae. The transcript is spliced from 7 exons.